AUGCUAGCUUUCAUCAACCACUUGUUUGAUUAUCCAGCAAAACUUACUGGAGCUUCGGUUGAUGAGCUCAAGCUUAUUGCGUCAUUCCUCCUCUCCUAUCCUUUGGCCGCGAUUUUGAAGAGACUACCGGACGCCCAACCCUGGAAAAAGAAUGCAUUCAGUAUUUCAGUCUCACUCUUCUAUCUUGUUGGUCUGUUUGACCUCUGGGACGGUCUUCGUACGCUCUUUUACAGUGCCGCCGGUGUCUACGCCAUAGCCUACUACGUCGACGGAUCAUUAAUGCCAUGGAUCGGGUUCAUCUUUCUGAUGGGACACAUGUCUAUCAGUCACAUUUACCGGCAAAUCCUGAAUGAUCCGCAGGUAGUUGACAUUACUGGAGCUCAGAUGGUGCUCGUCAUGAAGCUAUCCUCCUUCUGCUGGAACGUUCAUGACGGCCGGCUGCCCCAAGCACAGCUCUCCGACCCGCAAAAAUACGCCGCGAUCACAGAGUUUCCCGGAAUUCUGGACUACCUCGGGUACAUUCUAUUCUUUCCGUCUCUUUUUGGUGGACCGUCAUUCGAGUACGUCGAUUAUCGCCGCUGGAUCGACACAACCCUUUUCGAUGUGCCCCCUGGAACGGACCCGUCCAAAGCUCCUCCCACCCGGAAGAAGCGUAGAAUUCCCCGGAGUGGAACGCCUGCCUUCAAGAAGGCCGUCAUGGGACUGUUCUGGAUCCUGGUCUUUCUACAACUGGGAUCGGUCUACAACCAGGAUACUGUUUUGAGCGAAGGCUUCAUGGAACUCUCGUUCCUGCGCCGCGUGUGGACCUUGUAUAUGCUCGGCUUCGUCACCCGAACCAAGUACUAUGGAGUCUGGUCUCUGACCGAAGGUGCCUGUAUCCUGUCCGGCAUGGGAUAUAAUGGGUUUGAUCCCAAAUCAGGCAAGGUAUUCUGGAAUCGUCUAGAGAAUAUCGACCCCUGGGGUCUGGAAACCGCCCAGAACUCCCACGCUUAUCUCGGUAGCUGGAACAAGAACACCAACCACUGGCUGCGCAACUAUGUCUACCUGCGCGUCACGCCCAAAGGCAAGAAACCUGGCUUCCGCGCCAGCCUCGCGACCUUCGCGACGAGCGCUUUUUGGCACGGUUUCUACCCCGGGUACUACAUGACCUUCGUUCUGGGAUCCUUCAUCCAAACAGUUGCGAAGAAUUUCCGACGAUACGUCCGUCCUUUCUUUCUGUCACCCGAUGGCUCCAAGCCCACCGCGUACAAAAAGUACUAUGAUAUUUUCAGCUGGUUUGUAACACAAGCCACAUUGUCCUUUGCCGUCGUACCCUUCAUCUUCCUCUCGUUCGGGACCUCCGUCCGCAUCUGGCAAAGCGUGUACUACUACGGCAUCGUGGGCAAUAUCCUAUCCCUCGCUUUCUUCGGCAGUCCCGCAAAGGGUCUUCUCAUCCGUAAACUCAAAGCGCGCAACAAGCCGUACAUCCCGCGGACAACGAGCACAGAGGACAUGCGACAGCCCACCCUGGGUCUGCCGAGCGAUGCAAUCCAGGAGUUUGACGAUGCGGUGGAGGAAAUCAAGGCAGAGAUUGAAUCGAGACGCCGACGCGGCAGUGUUGUCACAAUGCCGACGGGAGAGGACCUCAAGGCUGCGGUGGAGGAUAAGAUUGGGCGGAAGUUGCCGUGA
Molecule: messenger RNA, 1668 nt
Organism: Aspergillus terreus NIH2624
Lineage: Eukaryota; Fungi; Ascomycota; Eurotiomycetes; Eurotiales; Aspergillaceae
Product: lysophospholipid acyltransferase
Exons: 4
Coding region: 1-1668 (555 amino acids)
Biological process (GO): glycerophospholipid biosynthetic process; lipid modification
Cellular component (GO): endoplasmic reticulum; membrane
Molecular function (GO): 1-acylglycerophosphocholine O-acyltransferase activity; 1-acylglycerol-3-phosphate O-acyltransferase activity
Source: RefSeq, a predicted model, not a curated record